AAGGAACUACAGACAGCUCCAGAGUCGUCACAGCAAUCCUUUGGAAAACAAACAUUCAAACCGAUGUUGUCGCAUUGCUCAGUCUCGCCGUCGAUCUGGACGGUAGGUCCGCUAAUCCCCAUUGGGCGAUGCCGAUCCGCCGGUAUGACUUCAGACAUCCGAUAAAUAAAUCUUGACGGAUAACCCGUCACUCCCAGCUCCUCAAUCCGUCAAUCCACAAAUCCACGCCAGUCAAUGGCGCAAUAUCCUCUUCGCACGGCAUAAUGAUUAUAUGGCCAAUAUGCAAUCCAUAUUACGUUUUCGAUUGAGCCCGAUUCGGUCGGCUGUCACACAAGCCCGAUGGAGGUGCGCACCUCGUCCGAUCCUGGCACCGACUGUUUCCUCUCGAUACGCAACAACCAACGCAGCUGCAACAGCGAUCUCUAAGAAGCUCGACUUGCGGGCCCUGGAUAAAAAAUGGCAGGAGAGAUGGCACACGGAUGCCUUGAAAUCCCCUAUCAAGGCGGAGGCGGACGCAAAACCCAAGUCAUACAUCCUGUCGAUGUUCCCUUACCCGUCGGGGACUUUACAUAUGGGGCAUCUCCGCGUGUAUACAAUCUCCGAUGUACUGGCUAGGGUUUACCGGAUGCGUGGGCAUGAAGUUCUUCAUCCAAUGGGCUGGGAUGCGUUUGGCUUGCCAGCGGAAAACGCGGCAAUUGAACGCGGGAUAGACCCAGCGGAAUGGACGCAGAGUAACAUAUCGAAGAUGAAGGAGCAGCUGCGGAGUAUUUCGACAUCUUUUGAUUGGGAUCGGGAACUUGCGACGUGCGCACCGGAAUUUUACGAACACACCCAACGGAUAUUCCUUAUGCUCUACGAGAAGGGUCUUGCAUACCAGGCUGAAGCGGUAGUCAACUAUGACCCCGUGGAUAAAACGGUGCUGGCUAAUGAGCAGGUCGAUGCCAAUGGCUUCUCUUGGCGUUCGGGAGCUAAGGUUGAGAAGUUGAAGCUGAAGCAAUGGUUUUUCCGUAUCACUGCCUUCAAGGAGAUGCUUCUGAAAGAUCUUGAUUCCUUGGCGGGCGGCUGGCCGGAGCGGGUGCUUUCCAUGCAACGAAAUUGGCUUGGGAAAUCGCAGGGUGCAAAGAUCAAAUUUCCUGUUACUGUUGGGAGCAAUACUGGGGCAGACAUCGAUAUAGAUGUUUUCACCACCCGGCCAGAUACCCUUUACGGGGUCGAGUAUCUCGCCCUUUCUCUCAACCAUCCAAUUGUGCUAGAGGCCGCAGAGAAGGACCCGGAGCUGCGCAAGUUUCUGGACACUGCCGUGUCCCUUCCGCCCGAUUCAAAAGCUGGCUAUAGACUGAUUAGCGUCACUGCUUCCCACCCUCUGCACGUUAUUGACAAAGAGAGCCCCCAUGUUGCUCGUCAACUACCCGUAUUUGCAGCGCCGUACGUCCUUAGCGACUACGGCGAGGGGGCAGUGAUAGGAGUGCCAGGACACGACGCCAGAGACCUCGCGUUUUUCAGAGACAACGUGAACCCCGAUUCCAUUACCGUCGUCGUUGAACCUCAAACGGAGGAUGGGCCCGGCGCUAGCAUCAUUUCCUCUGCUGAUGCGAAGGCUUUCACGCAGGAGGGUUAUUUGAACUCACUGUGCUGGAAGUACGAGGGUCUCCAUUCUCGCGAGGCUAAGAAGCAGAUCGUCACCGAUCUGAAGCAGGUUGGACGCGGCGACUUCAUCGAGCAAUGGAGACUCAGAGACUGGUUAAUCAGCAGACAGCGCUACUGGGGUGCUCCCAUCCCAAUCAUUCACUGCGGUGAUUGCGGCCCUGUACCUGUUCCAGCAGACCAGCUCCCGGUCAAGCUGCCCAAAAUCGAAGGCGACUGGCUGAAAGGCAAGCGAGGAAACCCUCUCGAGUCAUCGCAUGAGUGGGUGAACACGAAAUGUCCUAGUUGUGGAGGCCAUGCUAAGCGGGAUACGGACACCAUGGACACAUUUGUCGACUCUUCGUGGUAUUAUCUCCGAUUCUUGGACCCGGCAAACAAGGAACAGCCGUUUUCGCCCGCGGCAGUGCGACCGGUCGAUGUCUACAUCGGCGGCGUCGAACACGCGAUCUUGCACCUGCUUUACGCUCGAUUCAUCUACAAAUCCCUCUCCCAGUCGGAAUUGUUUCCAGAAAUAGCUCGAACCAGUGACGUUGCGACGCCGUUUGAACCAUUCAAGACUCUCCUCUCCCAGGGUAUGGUCCACGGCAAGACGUACUCGGAGCCGUCCACAGGUCGAUUCCUGCUCCCUUCCGAAGUGGAUCUUUCCAGGCCCGAUAAGCCGCUUAUCAAGGGAACCCAGAUAACACCGACCCUGUCCUUUGAGAAGAUGUCCAAGAGCAAGCACAACGGUGUCGACCCGACUGGAUGCGCAUUGAAGUACGGCGCCGAUACCACCCGUGCCCAUGUUCUCUUCUCUGCCCCAGUCAGCGAGGUCCUGGAAUGGGACGAGACGAAAAUCGUGGGCAUUGAGCGUUGGUUUGGUCGCCUCUGGAAGCUGGUGAUCGAUGCGCAGCAAAGUCUGGCGUCGUCCUCGUUUACCCUGAAGCGGGAAGAUCUAGGUGCUUCCUCCGGACAUGCGACCGGUCUUCCCAGCUCUUUACAAGCCCUGAGCGACAGCGAUGCGAACACCGUGCUUUCCACCCACCGAACCAUAUGCUCCGUCACCAACUGCAUUGAGAAGAACCCGUACGGGCUGAACACCGUCAUCUCCGACCUGACAAAAUUGACGAAUUCCUUGUGGUCAUCGGCACCCAGCUCACCGCAGGUUCUCUAUUUAUCCAUCUCCUCUCUGCUCCGGCUUCUUUCUCCCAUUGCUCCCGCGCUGGCAUCUGAAUGUUGGGAGAUCCUCAAUGAUCCCGUGACUGCGGGGAACUCCGCCGGCGCAUCCACCAGUGUCCCGGCCAUCUUUGACUGUCCCUGGCCAUCCCCUCUUUUGAGUUCCGAGGACGUCGACAUUCUGUCUGCGCGUGGCGGUCAAACCGUUGCUGUCCAAAUCAAUGGCAAAUUGCGGUUUACGACCACGAUCCCCCGGCGGCUUUCCCCCACGACACCAGCCGAAUCCAACGGCACCGCCACCGAUGAACAAGACUGGAUCAUCAGUCGGAUACUGGAGACCGACGAAGGACAGUUGUGGCUGCGGAAAAAGAACGAUUGGGAGAAACGGAGGCGGGUGAUUGUCGUCAAGGGCGGCAAGUUGGUCAAUAUCGUUUUCUAGCGCGGUCAUCCAGCGUCUGGAAUCCUGUUGUAAAUUAUAAACCGCGAAAGCCUGUAGCUAUAAACUUUUUCUGCAUGUAUACUAGACAAAGCCAAAUCCCCUCCUUGAAGCGGCAGUUCCAACACGCAGUCGGUUCUGGCGAUACCUUUGGGGAGAAAUUGGCCAACCGGGCCUGUGAAUUUGGGGGAGGCCGUUCGCCCGCCGACGAUGGCGCAUUUCCUGAUCAGUUGAGUUCCGUGAAUCCGGAUGCCGUGGCUACCCUGCGGGCAAAAAAGUUGGGGCCAACGAAAUCAUCGCGUGAUGUGGCCGGAAGGGCGACGCGCCGCUCGGAUGAGGAGGUGGAGACGCUUCCCCUCAUGGGUGCC
Molecule: messenger RNA, 3603 nt
Organism: Aspergillus sclerotioniger CBS 115572
Lineage: Eukaryota; Fungi; Ascomycota; Eurotiomycetes; Eurotiales; Aspergillaceae
Product: leucine--tRNA ligase NAM2
Exons: 3
Coding region: 272-3238 (988 amino acids)
Biological process (GO): mitochondrial translation; leucyl-tRNA aminoacylation
Cellular component (GO): mitochondrion
Molecular function (GO): leucine-tRNA ligase activity; aminoacyl-tRNA deacylase activity; ATP binding
Source: RefSeq, a predicted model, not a curated record